GCUCGGCGUUACCCACAGGCCCCCGCCCGCCGCCACUUCCGCCGCGACCAUUUUGUUCUUCAGCGCCGUGAAGGGUACGCGCUCCGCUCGCACCAUGUUCCCCGUGGCCAGGGCCGCGCUGAACCUCGCCGCUCGUGGCAUCCAGCACACUGCAGUCAGACAAGCUCAUCGCAAGCAUGAGCCGAACUUCCACGAUAAAUACGGAAACUUGGUCCUCCUUGGUGGAGCUGCCGUUUGCGUCAGUGUCUGGGGAUAUGUGCUAACACAGCUCGGAAUGGAGUGGGGCUUGUCACCUGUUGGCAGAAUCACUCCAAGAGAAUGGAGGGAGUAACAGCCUCUGCUUCUAAUGAACUGCUCUGAACUUUCACUGAGAAAAUGGUCCUGUAAUGGCAUUUGUUCCCUGAUUACCACUUGUGCAGUGGCAUUCCUGGUCUAAUAAACAUGCCUAGUAACCUG
Molecule: messenger RNA, 456 nt
Organism: Corapipo altera (White-ruffed manakin)
Lineage: Eukaryota; Metazoa; Chordata; Aves; Passeriformes; Pipridae
Product: cytochrome c oxidase subunit 7B, mitochondrial
Exons: 3
Coding region: 95-331 (78 amino acids)
Biological process (GO): mitochondrial electron transport, cytochrome c to oxygen
Source: RefSeq, a predicted model, not a curated record